AUGGUGCCUUAUAUCGAUGCUUACCUGCUCAAACAAUCACGCAUCAGUGAAUUGGUGCAGGCAAUAGAAACCGUGUACAACGGCGGCACCUUCUUCGACGCAUCCGUACAAAUGGAGCGCUUACGGCACAGACGAUCAAUGCAGAACAUUAAAGACAUCGGCAUCACGCCGCGCGAAAAACAGAUCAUCCAAUUAUUGGAGAGAGAUUUUUCCAAUAAAGAUAUUUCCAGCCAGCUGAGCAUUUCAAUACGAACCGUAGAAACCCACCGUAAAAAUAUCCUCCGCAAAACAGGAACGACCAAUGUGCUGACAUUGAUCAAAUGGGCUUACGAACAAAAGCUGCUGUAA
This is a messenger RNA of Ostertagia ostertagi, 348 nucleotides long. NCBI's taxonomy places the organism in Eukaryota, Metazoa, Nematoda, Chromadorea, Rhabditida, Trichostrongylidae. The record is from the annotation of a GenBank genome assembly.